AUGGCUCCUCAUGUGGGGUUCGACGCUGAGCAGAUCAGAGAUAAGGCUCGAAGGGACCUUCUUUAUCUUCUCGAAGGCGUUCGCGGGAAGAAGAACCUCGUCAUCGAACGUAGCUUGGCUGGCCCAAUUGGUACCGUAGUAAAGGUAUCGACCUUACAAGAUUACGGUGUAGACAAGUUCUUCAUCCUCGAAAAUAAGAAUGCCGACACGAGCCAACGCAAUGUCGUGUUUAUGGCAAGGGGCGAAUCUGCUCGCCACGCUCAAUCCAUAGCAGAACAUAUUAAGCGGCUACAACGCGAAAGCCAGACCGGACACGAAUUCCACAUCUUUUGGGUACCCCGCCGUACUCUGGUAUCCGAUAAACUCUUAGAGGAAGCUGGUGUGCUAGGUGAUGUGAAUAUUGCAGAGCUUCCGUUAUAUUUCUUUCCGCUUGAGCGAGAUGUCCUAUCCCUAGAGCUCGAUGACUCUUUUCGGGAUCUAUUUUUGUUUAAAGAUACGACACCGACAUUUCUCAUGGCGAAAGCCUUGAUGGGAAUCCAGUCGAAACACGGGCUCUUUCCGCGCGUCAUUGGCAAGGGCGACAACGCGAAACGUGUAGCCGAACUACUCACCAGAAUGCGACAGGAAAUACUGGCUGGGGAGGACACAAGUGAAAGUAUCCGGUCUGGGCUUACCCCAAGCAACACGAUAGAAAGUGUCAUAUUGAUUGACCGCGAAGUCGAUUUCGUUACACCAUUACUCACGCAGCUGACGUAUGAAGGGCUCAUUGAUGAGGUCUGGGGGAUUCGUAACAAUCAAGCUGAUAUUGAUUCUACCAUCGUGGGAGCUCCGCCACAAUCUGCGUCCCAAAGCACGACUAACCCGACAGCUAAUGCGCCAUCAAGGAAGCGUAAAAUACAACUGGAUUCCUCAGAUAAGCUUUACGAGGGACUUCGCGAUGCGAAUUUCGCAAUUGUCGGUACGCUUCUCAACAAGGUUGCGCGAAGGUUGCAAAGCGACUAUGAUAGUCGCCACUCAUCCAAGACAACCGCGGAGCUCAAGGAUUUCGUGAAGAAGUUACCCGGCUAUCAAACGGAGCACCAGAGCCUGAAGAUACAUACCGGACUUGCCGAAGAGAUCAUGAAACAUACACGGACAGACCAAUUCAGUCGCAUGCUAGAGGUUCAACAAAACCUCGCUGCGGGUGCCGAUCCUGGUUCCCAAUUUGAGGCUAUCGAAGAGUUAAUUGCGAGAGACGUACCGCUGCAGGAGGUAUUAAGACUCUUAUGCAUAUAUUCAUGCAUAUCUGGUGGCAUCAAAGCGAAGGAUUUCGAUCAUUUUAGACGCUUAGUAUUAGAGGGCUACGGUUAUCAACAUUUUUUAACCUUAGUUAACUUGGAAAAGCUACAGCUAUUCCUAUCUCGUACUUCGCCUAUGGCAAGCAUGAUUCCCAUACCCGGCUCGGGAACAGCAACUGGGACCAAGACGAACUACGCCUACUUACGCAAGCAGCUCCGCUUAAUCGUUGACGAGGUUAAUGAGCACGAUCCCAACGACAUCGCAUAUGUGUAUAGCGGCUACGCGCCCCUCUCGAUCCGUCUCGUACAAUGUAUACUGCAGAAGCAAUACCUUCUUUCCAUCACACGCGGAAACGGGACGACUGGCGCAAGCACAGCCGCCAGCAGCGGUGCGCAGGGGUGGCGAGGUUUUGACGACGCCGUGAAACAUGCGCGAGGCCAGACGUUUGAUGAGCUACAAAAGGGCGAAGACAAAGCAGUCAAAGCCCGAGCUCUCUUAUCCGGAGGGGGCGACAAGAAGACGGUGUUUGUUGUAUUCGUGGGAGGAAUAACAUUUACCGAGAUCGCGGCGCUGCGAUUUAUCGCAAAAAAGGAAGAAGCCCGAAGGAAUAUUGUAAUCUGCACGACCUCGAUCAUUAGCGGGAAUAAGAUGAUGGAUGCUGCGGUAGAGAAGAAAUCAUUUGCAAAGGAGCCACCUAAACCAACGACUGCGGCUUCGUCUACGGCCUAUCAGUAUGACAUUCAAGUGUCAAUUUUCUACAACCAAUCUAGGACGAGAUACUUGAUCAUUCAAUGGGGAGGGGAGUAUUUGUAUUGGCCAAACUCCCAAUACACGAAUCCCGGACGACCUCGCUCAUACCUAUAUAUCGAUGCGUGUGUAUGUCUCCGGCCAACACGGAAUCUGAGCUCGUCGGCUAUGAGCAGCACUCAGGAAACCCUGUUGGAGGAGGGUAAUUUCAUAGGGUCGGGCCCUCUAGUGGAUUUGGAGGAAUUGGAUCAUCAUCUAGAAUCAAUUCUUGCCUUUCCGGCUGAUAUCACGAGAACUCUCCCAGCAGCUCUCCUCACGGACUCCUUCACUUCUUAUAAGCCCGAGCUGUCUACGUCCGGAGAUACCCCAAGAACAGAAUCUGAAAUCAUUGUUCGAAUUGACAAUAUGGAUAUGUCUCCGGACGAUACUACGGCCUCUGCGCCUGUAUCACGACGAGAUCCUACGUCUCAUCACAGUCAGUCACCAUUGAUGGAUUCCAGAUAUCCGAGGGUUCAAAGGAACUCUGGAAAUUCAUUCGAGUCCUCAGUUUCGGCUGUCUCAGACCAGUCGGAAUUAACAUCUCCGCCCCCAUCGUCGCAUUCCAGUAAAGCGACGACGCCGGUUGAGGUAGACAUAUCACAAGAGCCGUUGAAGACAUAUUUCAAUAAUAAAACCACCGCUACCACUCCUAAGAACAAAAGACGCCGGUUCGAUGUGCGACCACGAGUAUCUAUCCCGACAGACAUCUCUCCACAUGAUUAUGCCAACCAAUGCAUAGCCGCAGCCGAGUCUUCCAGAUUAAAUCCUUAUGCGCUACAUCAGGAUGAAUACUUGAUGUUGAGAAACCAUCUCAGCCAUGCUCAGGUAACCACAUAUCUGAACAUCCGAAAUGGCAUCUUACGGUUAUGGUUGAAUAAUCCUCGAAUCGGAGUUUCCCGCGAGGAAGCCGUUGGGUGUGCUAAAGAUUCAAGGUGGUUUGAUGCUGCAAGCGUAUGCUACGACUGGCUUGUCCGAUCGGGAUAUAUCAACUUUGGCUGUGCCGAAGCUCCCUCGGUUCGGAAGCGGUCCAAAAAAGCCGAUUCGAAUAAGAAAGGGAAGACCGUAGUUGUGAUUGGUGCCGGACUGGCCGGUCUAGGAUGUGCGAGGCAAUUAGAGAGCCUAUUUGGCCAAUAUGAAGAACAAUUUCGGGAUCUAGGAGAAGAAGCCCCGAAGGUAAUCGUUCUUGAAGGACGAAAUCGCCUGGGUGGUCGUGUGUAUUCACGCGCACUCGAUGGUAGCAAAAGUCAACAUCUAAUCGGAUUCCAAGGUCGGCGGCAUAGUGUUGAGUGCGGAGGCAUGAUUAUCACUGGAUUCGAGCGAGGUAACCCACUCAAUGUUCUGGUGAGAGGGCAGAUGGCUUUGCCGUAUUACGCUCUACGACCCGACACCACCCUCUACGACGCUAAUGGCAAGGCUGUAGACGACGUAAGAGAUCGUCUUGUCGAGAAGCUCUACAACGAUUGCCUCGAACGAGUAAGCGACUAUAAGUUUAAGAACCCACCGUCCAAACUUAUUGAAGGCAACAGGGACCUAAUGGAUGAAGGCCGGGAUAGUUCGGCUGAAGGCCAAAAGACCAUCGCCCAGGUUGAAGAGGCUACAGCUGCUCUCCCGCAAGCACCGCCAGUCUCAGAGCAGAGCUUAGGGCCCCAAAUCAGUCUCGUCCCUGUCUCUACGGAUCGAGCAACGGGUAGGACCCACGUUGAGCCGGGCACUCCAGCCACUCUAAAGGCAGGUUUUAAGGCACGUCUGAUGGGUUGGGCGCUCAAGGAACAUGUGACUGAGGACUAUGAUUUAAACCUCGAGGCAGCGGCUAAGGCUCCCAACGCUACGCUUGGCUCUGUGAUGGACGAAGCCAUCACACAAUACAAGAAUAUUGUCGACCUCACGCCCCAAGAUUUUCGACUUAUGAAUUGGCACAUAGCGAAUCUCGAAUACAGCAACGCGAUCAAUUAUAGCCAACUGAGUAUAGGAGGUUGGGAUAUUGACGCCGGUAACGAGUGGGAAGGUAAACACACAAUGGUAAUCGGGGGUUAUCAAGAUGUCGCGUGGGGCUUGGCUAAUAUGCCCUCGCGACUAGACGUUCGAAAGAAUACUAGUGUCAAACAAAUAUUCUACGAUCCCGAUGGAAUAAAGACUGCACGGGUCGAAUGUGAGGAUGGCUCAACCUUGGAGGCAGACUAUGUGGUUUCUACUAUACCUCUCGGAGUUCUGAAGCACGGUAGUGUUGAGUUCAAUCCUCCUCUGCCUCCCUCUAAAGAGGGUGCCAUUAGCCGUUUAGGUUACGGUAUCCUUAACAAGAUUAUUCUCGUCUACGCGGAAGCCUUUUGGGAUACGAGUAGAGAUAUCUUCGGUUGUCUCCGGACUCCAAAUUCCCGACACAGCCUCAAGCAGUCUGAGUACACUUCGCAGCGUGGGCGUUGUUUCCAGUGGUUUAAUACCUCGAAUACAAGCGGCAUCCCGGUUCUUAUUGGAUUGAUGGCUGGAGACGCUGGCUUCGACACCGAACAUUCUAAGAAUGACGAGCUUGUGGCCGAAGCUACAGAGGUCCUGCGAAGCGUAUAUGGUGCCAAAGUUCCCCAGCCUGUGCAUUCAAUCGUUACGCGCUGGGGCUCCGACAAAUUUGCCCGAGGAUCCUAUUCUUCUGCCGGCCCGUCAAUGCGCCCAGACGACUAUCAAACAAUGGCUAAAUCAGUUGGCAAUCUGUUCUUCGCGGGAGAGCACACAACCGAUACUCACCCGGCCACGGUACAUGGCGCAUAUCUUUCUGGACUACGCGUAGCGUCGGAGGUAAUCGAUGCCAUGAUCGGCCAAAUCGAAGUCCCUACUCCAUUGAUAAUACCGAAAGAAACCGCCUUCUUUCCUCAGGGUCUGAAACGCAAAGAACCCAGUGAUGCUCCAUUAGCCGUCUCUCCUAAAUCUAACAAGCAGGCUCGUAUCGACGAAUAUGAAGCCGCCGCUUGGCAGCAUGUUAUAGCACAAAUUGGAGAGCGACCUUGGCGACCUCAGAAAGUUGCAGGAAAUGCUUAUCUCCUCUACAGUAAAGCUUUCUUCGAGACGGCACGCAAGCGGUGUGCGGAAGGACGCCGGGCUGGUAAGGGCAAGCCGGGUCCGAAUGAAGUGCGAGUCAUGACAAGUAAGAUGUGGAAAGAAGCGGCACCCGAAGACCGAAAGCCGUUUGAAGAUCAAGCGGCAGAACAAAAACAGAAAUAUAACGAGGCAUUGAAGACUUGGGAAGCGAAAGUGAAGGAAUGGGAUCAACGUUACCCCGUGGUACGGGGCGAGUAUGAGAAAAAUCAUAAACUCGUACUCGAGGACGAAGGAAGUCCUGCUAGCGAACGAGGAAGGGAAAGGAGACGAGCGAAAGUCAGUAACUACGCCGAGAGCGAGGGAAGCGAUAUCGAAAUGGAGGAAUAA
Daldinia caldariorum is the source of this 5478-nucleotide messenger RNA. Its product is annotated as Sec1-like protein. The transcript has 6 exons. Lineage: Eukaryota; Fungi; Ascomycota; Sordariomycetes; Xylariales; Hypoxylaceae. Gene Ontology annotation, molecular function: oxidoreductase activity; protein binding. Gene Ontology annotation, biological process: vesicle-mediated transport. The record is from RefSeq and is a predicted model, not a curated record. Bases 1 to 5478 code for a protein of 1825 amino acids.